AUGGCGAAGAUGGAUGGUGCUAGUGACAACCCAUAUCUCGCACAUAUGGCACCACAUAUGCGAGGUGCAUCAAGCAAUUCCAAUGGAACUGGCAAGACGAAUGGUGGAAAGAGUCAUCCGCUGGAGGGCAUAAUUCCCCGGAAAGUGCGGGGAGAGCAGGCAAGAAAGUUGUUGGAUGGGGAUGUGAACCCCUUCACGAACAAACCAUAUUCCACACAAUUCAAAAAGAUCUUAGAGGCCCGGAAAAAGUUGCCUGUCUACGCGCAAAUGGACGAGUUCUUUCAACUUUUCAAUAACAAUCAAUGCGUGGUCAUGGUUGGUGAGACGGGGUCAGGGAAGACCACACAAAUACCGCAAUUUGUCGCGUACUCAGAUCUCCCACACACAAAGGGAAAACUGAUCGCGUGUACUCAGCCGCGACGAGUUGCCGCAAUGAGUGUUGCAAAGCGGGUAGCCGACGAAAUGGAUGUGCAACUCGGGAAAGAGGUUGGUUACUCCAUCCGUUUUGAGGAUAUGACAGAGCCUGGAACGACGUUCUUGAAGUAUAUGACGGAUGGUACACCCCAUACUUUCAGAUCUCCGAAUCUGGCACUGAUGCUCGCUCAGCGAUACUCCACCAUCAUUCUCGACGAAGCGCACGAGCGUACUCUUUCCACUGACAUCCUGAUGGGAUUGUUGAAGGAGAUUGCCAAAAAGCGGAAGGAUCUGAAGAUCAUUGUCAUGUCAGCGACGCUCGACGCGCUCAAGUUCCAGCGUUAUUUCGGCACUGUUCUUUCGGACGACGGCAAACUUGCACCGCUUCUCAAAGUGCCUGGCCGGACAUUCCCGGUGGAGACAUUCUAUACCCAAGAGCCGGAGCCAGACUAUGUUGAGGCUUCCAUUAGAACGGUGUUAAUGAUCCAUCAAGCCGAAGACCCAGGUGAUAUCCUCCUCUUCUUGACCGGGGAGGAGGAGAUUGAAGAUGCAUGUCGGAAGAUCAAACUGGAGGCCGAUGAUCUCGACCCGUCAACAGUCGGUCCUUUACUCGUUAUCCCACUCUACUCGUCUCUUCCGCCGGCGCAGCAACAGCGCAUCUUUCAGCCUGCACCUUCCCCUCGUACAACAGGUGGCCCACAAGGUCGAAAGAUCGUGGUGUCGACCAACAUCGCGGAAACAUCGCUCACGAUUGAUGGCAUUGUUUACGUUGUUGAUCCUGGCUUCUCGAAGCAGAAAGUCUACAAUCCUCGUAUUCGGGUGGAGUCUCUUCUCGUUUCGCCUAUCUCAAAGGCCUCUGCUCAGCAACGUGCUGGUCGCGCUGGCCGUACACGGCCCGGGAAAUGCUUCAGGCUGUACACGGAGAAGGACUUCAUUUCUCAGCUGGAGGAGCAGACGCACCCAGAAAUCCUUCGUUCGAAUCUCGCAAACACCGUGCUGCAAUUGGUGAAACUUGGUGUGACUGAUCUUGUGCACUUCGAUUAUAUGGAUGCUCCGGCACCCGAGAGUAUUAUGCGCGCGCUCGAGAUGCUCAAUUAUCUCACUUGUCUGGAUGAUGAGGGUAAUCUGACGCCCCUUGGUGGCAUGGCUGCCGAGUUCCCCUUGGAUCCACAACUCUCAAAGAUGCUCAUCGUAUCGCCUGAGUUUAAGUGUAGCAACGAGAUAUUGACCAUUGCGGCGAUGCUCUCAGUUCCGAAUGUCUAUACACGGCCGCCUAACAUGAGGAAGGAGGCCGAUGCUGCUAAGGCCUUGCUGGCAGUUCCUGACGGGGACCAUUUGAGUUUGCUGAAUGUGUACAACAACUACAUGCAGAGUAUGUCACUAUUCCAAGGAAGGAAGCAACGAAUUGUGACACUAGCAUACUCAGAUGAAGGUGACAAAAAUUGGCUGUGGAACAAUUUUCUCAACGGGCGUGCCCUUGCACAAGCACAAAACGUUCGCACUCAGCUACAAAGAACCAUGGAAAGAUUCGAUCUCGAGCUGAUUUCCAGCACCGAUCAGCGAACCUUCUACGUCAAUAUCCGCAAGGCGCUAACGUGUGGUUUCUUCAUGCAAGUGGCUCACAAGGAGGGCGAGAAAAACAACUACUUAACAGUCAAGGAUAACCAAGUCGUCGCGUUACAUCCCUCAUGUGGACUUGACACACAACCCGAGUGGGUGUUAUUCAAUGAAUUCGUUCUGACAACACGAUCCUAUAUCCGGACUGUCACCGAGAUUCGGCCUGAGUGGUUAUUGGAAUUUGCGCCCACGUAUUACGACGUCAAGACAUUCCCCGAUGGUGAGACGAAGCGGAGUUUGCUUCGCAUACUUCAGAAACGUCAGGGAAGGGCGAUGGCGAGUGUGGAGAACGGACGAGAGAAGAAACGCAGACGCCAGCAAUAG
This is a messenger RNA of Dacryopinax primogenitus, 2355 nucleotides long. Its product is annotated as P-loop containing nucleoside triphosphate hydrolase protein. Bases 1 to 2355 code for a protein of 784 amino acids. Gene Ontology annotation, molecular function: ATP hydrolysis activity; RNA binding; ATP binding. The transcript has 9 exons. The record is from RefSeq and is a predicted model, not a curated record. NCBI's taxonomy places the organism in Eukaryota, Fungi, Basidiomycota, Dacrymycetes, Dacrymycetales, Dacrymycetaceae. Gene Ontology annotation, cellular component: intracellular anatomical structure; spliceosomal complex.